UUUUUUUUUAGCACCUGGUCCAAUCGAUCAAUUAACUUUUUCAUAUGUUACAUUUACUUCAUUACAAAUUGAUUGGCAAGCACCAAAAAUUUUAAAUGGUAUUCUUCGUUCAUAUGAUUUAACAUAUGAUAAUCGUUUAUCAUUUUCAACAUUAAUAAAUACAUCAUCAACUCGUGUUAAAACUAUAAAACAACUUUUAUCUCCAAAUAUAACAACAUUAUAUAUUAAUGAAUUAGAUCCAUAUCAAUAUUAUGAAUUUUCAUUAUGUGCUUGUACAAUACAAUGUGGUCCAUGUAUAUAUAAAUCAAUUCAAGCAGGUCCACAAAAAACUUCACCAUUACCACCAUAUGAUUUAUUUAUAAAUAAACAUAAUGAAUUAAUAUGGAAAUCAUCAAUAAAAUCUGAAUAUUAUCUUAUUGAAUUAUCAAAUGAUUAUGGUCAUACAUGGAAAUUUAUUGAUCAAACAUUAAAAUCUCCUUAUUAUUUAAAUUUAAAUAGAUUUCAAUUAAAUAAUAAUUCAAUUGAAUUUUAUUUUCGUAUUUAUUCAAUUAAUCGUAUUGGUAUAAGUGAACCAAGUCAAAUAUAUAAAUAUAAUUUUACAACAUUAUUAUUAUCAUCAUCAUCAUUAAUAUAUCCAUUUAAAUUUAUAUCAAAUAUAUAUACAUUUAUACGUACAAAUCAUUUGGUUUUUUAUAUUAUACUUAUAUUAAUAAUAAUUCUUAUAUUUAUGUUUAUAUGUGUAAUAAUAACAUGUUGUUGUUGUUAUCGUAUUAAAUUAAAUAAAACAAAAUUAUUACAAUCAACAAAUACAUUAUCAUCAAAUUUAAAUAUAACAGAAUCAAAACAAAGUUUAUAUACAACAUCAUCAUUAUUAACACCAAUAAAAAGAGAAUUAACAAUGCAACGUAAUCGUGAUAGUUUAGCAUUAAGUGAUUUAUUAUAUAAUAAUUUUUCAAGUCGUUCACCACCACGUCCAAUACCAACACCAAUUGUUUAUGAUGAUUUAACAAGUACAAAAAGUUUAUUAACUAAUAAUAAUAAUAAUAAUAAUACAACGAAUUAUUCAAUAGAAGAACAUCAACAAUCAACAACGGAUUAUUCAUGGUAUCAUUCAUUACCACAACAAUUAUAUACAUAUAUGACAAAUAAUCAUUUAACAAAUCGAAUUAUUGAAGAAACUGAAAAUGAUGAAACAGAUUUAACAGUUACAUUUAAUGGUGCAAUUUUAAUGAAUAAUGUACCACGAUCAAGAGCAGCUGUUAAUGGAUGUUCAUCAUUUGCACUUUAA
Rotaria sordida is the source of this 1288-nucleotide messenger RNA. NCBI's taxonomy places the organism in Eukaryota, Metazoa, Rotifera, Eurotatoria, Philodinida, Philodinidae. The record is from the annotation of a GenBank genome assembly.